AUGCAGAAGAGACGUAAUAACAAGGAACUUACUCUAACCCAGGACCAAAGUGAAAGGUUGCAGCAAGAGCUGGAGGCUGCCCGCAGGAGGAAUCACAAUCUUCAUGCAAUUAUUCGUAACAAAAUCAAGAAGGACACCGCCGGAUUGAUGACGAACAAAGAAGUUGAUAGAGAGGUCCGACACAUUCAGGAUCUCUUGGACUUGGCAGAUGAGACAGAUGUGAAGAUCCAGGAAGCCGAGAGUAAGGUUGAAGCUUUCGGCUCCGAAAACCAAAAACUGCGGAAGGAAAUUGAGGACAAUGAAAAAGCUUUGGCUGAUUAUCGAAAGGACAAUGUAGAACUGAAGGAAUGGAACAUGGCACUGGAAAAAGACCUUUUCGAGAAUAAACGCCACAUUCAAGAUCUUGAAAACAUCAAUGUGGCGAAAGAAAAGGAGCUUAGCCAGAAGAAACGCCAGAUUCAAGGUCUGGAAGACAUUAAUGUGGCGAUGAAAACCCAGCUCAGUGAGAAGAAUCGCCAUAUUGAAUGUCUGGAAGGCAGGAAUGUGGCGAAGGAAAACGAGCUCAGCGAAAAGAAACGCCACAUUCAAGGUCUAGAAGUCGCUAACAGGGAGAAGGAGGAAACUCUCUGUGAGAAGGAGAGACAGACUGAAGAUGUGAUAAAAAAGAACGCCCUGAAAGAACAACAGUUAGAAGACUACCGUAGGUUACUCGACGAGCUGCAGAAAGAGAUUGGGACACUGGAGUCCAAAGCACAAGAUUUUGAUGCGCUUGAGAGUCAAAACAGGAGAAAUGAACAAAAUCUCCUUGCCUGUGAACAGCACAUUGAAAACCUCCAGAAGAAACUGGAGGAGAGGAACGAGGAAGUGAACAAGCUUGUCCAAUGUGAGAUGGAAGUUGAAAAUUUAAGAAAGGAAUUGGAGGACAGACAAAAGGAUCUGAGCAAGCUUGUCCAAUACGAAAUGGAGGUUGAACAAUCAAGGAAGGAACUAGAGGACAGGCGUAACGAUGUAAACAAGCUUAUCCGUUGCGAGCAGGAACUUGAACAGUUGAGGAAGGAACUGGAGGAUAAAGAGAAGCAUAUAAACAAGCUUGUCUCAUUUGAAGUGGACUUUGAACGCCUCAGAAAAGAAUAUGAUGAAAAACAGGUGGCUCUGGUGGAAAUGGCUGGCCUCAUAGAAAGGGACGAGAAAAUUAUCCUUGACUUUCAGCGAAAAGUUGAAGAACUCAGAGGAGAAAUAAAAGACAAAAAUAAAGAGAGAGAUGGACACUUGACUUCAGAGGCAACGCUAGUUCAGAAUCUUGCCCAAAUCUGA
Messenger RNA from Macrobrachium nipponense, 1314 nucleotides. RefSeq names its product myosin heavy chain, cardiac muscle isoform-like. The record is from RefSeq and is a predicted model, not a curated record. The coding region runs from base 1 to 1314 and encodes 437 amino acids. Lineage: Eukaryota; Metazoa; Arthropoda; Malacostraca; Decapoda; Palaemonidae. The transcript has a single exon.